AUGAUUGUCGGUGCUUUUAUAGUCAAUAAAUCUCAAAUUGUUUCGAGAUUCACUGAGCCACUUUCUGUUUCUAAAAUAGAGAUGUUAAUACUGGAUUACAUACAGAAUCCCAAUCCUCUUGUUAUACGUGGCCUAUAUAAAUAUAUAUCUUAUGUUUUCAACGAAGUGUCUUAUGUUAUUAUUACUUCUUUACAAUUUAAAGAAUUGGAAGCUAAAAAAAUUCUAAAGUUUCUUUCUAAUAAUUGUACACUUGAUCCAAUAGACCAGAUAGUUACACUAGAUAAUAUUUUGUAUGAUAAUAAUUAUUUGUUUCCUAAUCUUAGUUUAAUUAAAAAUAUGGAUAGUCAAGAAGAAAAAAUUUAUAAGAUGAUGAUGAAAAAUAAAGCAGGCGAAAUGAAGAAAAAGUACAAUAGUUUAAAAAAAUCUACCUCGUCUAUUAAAAGUAUACCAUGCCAAAGUUAUAUAUCCAGUAAAAGCGUAGGAUUAGACAUUCAAGGCGAUGAUAAAAAAGAUAUUAAUGUAUCUAUCAACAAUAAACCUAGAUCAUUUGAAACAGGCAAAAAAGAUAUUUUUAUUCUGUUGAAAGAAAAAAUGAAGUGUCAAGUAGACGUAGAAAACAAUAUUAAAGUCUUAGAAUUAAACGGUGAAAUGACUUUAAAUAUUAAAAAUGAAAAGUAUAAAAAUAUACAAAUUGAUGUAAAAGGUGACACUUCAAAAUGUAAAUUUAGUCCUAAACUUGACAAGGAAGCAGUUAAAUGUAACAUUAUAAGAAGUAGUAAAGAUUUUAGCCUUAAUAAAAAUAUUGCACUAAUGAAAUGGAAAUUUCAGGACAUUAAAAAAUUACCAAUAAGUUUUACAUUCUGGCCUAGUGAAAUUAAACCAAAGACUUUUCAGGUUAGUCUUGAAAUUACAGCAGAAGAGGAUCUUGAUAAUCUUUUAAUUUACAUUCCUACAAAAAAUAUGCUAGAAAAAAAUACUAGUGAAUUUUUAGAAUGGAACGUAGGAAACAUUAAAAAAGAUAAUUCUGAUUCAUUUGAUUUUCAGUGUAAAUGUAAUGAUAUUGUAAAUAUUUUUCCUAUCGAUGUUUAUUUUACAAGCAAUAAAAUUAAUUUAGAAAUUGAAGAAGUUAAAAUUAAAGAGACAGAAGGAGAUUUAGAAAUUAGAAAAGUUUUGGAGGCGGAAGAAUUUAAACUUGAAUAUGAAUAA
This is a messenger RNA of Vairimorpha ceranae, 1206 nucleotides long. RefSeq names its product coatomer complex delta subunit. Gene Ontology annotation, biological process: retrograde vesicle-mediated transport, Golgi to endoplasmic reticulum; endoplasmic reticulum to Golgi vesicle-mediated transport; Golgi localization. The record is from RefSeq and is a predicted model, not a curated record. The transcript has a single exon. Bases 1 to 1206 code for a protein of 401 amino acids. NCBI's taxonomy places the organism in Eukaryota, Fungi, Microsporidia, Nosematidae. Gene Ontology annotation, cellular component: cytosol; COPI vesicle coat.